This is a messenger RNA of Microsporum canis CBS 113480, 1506 nucleotides long. Its product is annotated as tenascin C. The transcript has 8 exons. The record is from RefSeq and is a predicted model, not a curated record. NCBI's taxonomy places the organism in Eukaryota, Fungi, Ascomycota, Eurotiomycetes, Onygenales, Arthrodermataceae. The coding region runs from base 1 to 1506 and encodes 501 amino acids.
AUGGCGAGGCUUCUGUUCAUAUUUGUGCUUUCUCUCCUGACCGCUCUGUCUCUGGCCAUCCCCGGCCAUGAUAACAGCGAGUGUGCGAGUUGGUGUAAAGACAACUUUUCUAAAUGUGGAUAUAAGAAUGUUGGGGCCUGCGUCUCGGAGGCUGCCCAUAAUGGAUUCGAAUGCUGUUGUGGACCAUGCAAAUCUCCUAUGUUCUGCAAGAACCAUCAAUGCACUUGCCCACCUAACACCUGCGGAAAUGACUGCAAGGAGUGCAAAGCUCCUAAGCAAUGUAUCUAUGGCCAAUGCUCCUGCCCACUAGGAACCUGUGGAAGUGACUGCAAGGAGUGCAAGGCACCUAAGCAAUGCAAGGACGGCCAGUGUAUCUGCCCAACGGAUACCUGCGGAGAUGACUGCAAGGAGUGCAAAGCACCUAAGCAGUGCAAGGACGGUCAAUGUGUCUGCCCCAAAGAUACUUGCGGAAGCGACUGCAAAGAGUGCAAGGCUCCUAAGCAAUGCAAGGAUGGCCAGUGUGUCUGCCCCAAGGAUACUUGCGGAGACGACUGCAAGGAAUGCAAGUCCCCCAAGCAAUGUAUUUAUGGCCAAUGCUCUUGCCCACUUAAUACAUGUGGCAAAGACUGCAAAGAGUGCAAAGCUCCUAAACAAUGCAAGGACGGCCAAUGUGUUUGCCCGAAGGACACUUGUGGGGACAGCUGCAAGGAAUGCAAGGCCCCCAAGCAAUGCAUUUACGGACAGUGCGUGUGUCCUAAGGGUACCUGUGGAGCCGAUUGCAAGAAAUGCGAGUAUCCUAAGCAAUGCAUAAACGGCCAAUGUGUAUGCCCUAAGGACACAUGUGGAAAUGACUGCAAGAAAUGCCAGUACCCCAAGCAAUGUAUUUACGGACAAUGCACGUGCCCUAAAGACACUUGUGGAGCUGAUUGCAAGAAGUGUCAAUACCCGAAAGAAUGCAGGAACGGCCAGUGUGUAUGCCCAAAGGACACCUGCGGAAACGACUGCAAAAAGUGCCAGUAUCCUAAACAAUGCAUUUACGGACAGUGCGUGUGUCCUAAGGGUACCUGUGGAGCCGAUUGCAAGAAAUGCGAGUAUCCUAAGCAAUGCAUAAACGGCCAAUGUGUAUGCCCUAAGGACACGUGUGGAAAUGACUGCAAGAAGUGCCAGUACCCUAAACAGUGCAUCUAUGGCCAGUGUGUUUGCCCAAAGGAUACUUGCGGAAGUGACUGCAAGAAGUGUCAGUACCCUAGGGAGUGUAAGAAUGGGCAAUGUGUCUGUCCACAGGACACCUGCGGAAAUGAUUGCAAGAAGUGUCAGAACCCCCAGAAAUGCCAAUAUGGUCAAUGUGUCUGUCCACAAGGAACAUGUGGCAAGGACUGCAGAAAGCCCCAAGCCUCCCCGCUUGCCUGGGAAUACCAGCGAUUUCAAAUGCUUCUCAAGAGAAUCUUCUUAACGCCGAGUCCAAAAGAAGGUUUGAAACACCGAUACUUGCUGUCCCUGUUGUAA